AUGGAAACGCUACAGGGUAUACUUGAACGUAUCGUCUAUGAAAACCCUGACACCGGCUAUACAGUCGGAAGACUUUCCGGGCGCGAUCAUGCCGAGCUCAUCACUGUCGUCGGCAAUUUGGCAUCUAUCAACCCCGGUGAGAGCCUUCUCUUACAAGGUGAGUGGGUAGACAACGCCAAAUACGGCAGACAGUUCCAAAUCGAGAAGUAUGAAACCAUCCUCCCCGCAAAUGUAGUUGGAUUAAGAAAAUACCUCGGCUCAGGUCUCAUCAAAGGCAUCGGUCCCAAGAUGGCGGGACUCAUCGUCCGUAAGUUCGGUAUGGAUACGAUGGAUGUCAUUGAAAACGAGCCUGAAAAAUUGGCACGUGUCCCCGGUAUCGGGCGGAAGCGGGUUCAAACCAUCAAGGAAGCGUGGGAGGCACAACGCGAGAUAAAAAACGUCAUGCUCUUCCUGCAAUCGCACGAUGUCAGCACGGCACACGCCGCAAAAAUUUACAAAACCUAUGGAAACGACGCAAUCCCGAUCGUCACAGAGGAUCCGUAUCGCCUUGCCGAUGACAUUUACGGUAUCGGCUUUGUAACGGCAGACACGAUCGCACAGAAACUCGGCAUUGAUAAGGAUGCCCCGAAACGGGUACAAGCGGGGAUCAAAUAUGUUCUCAGCCAGAAGGCAGAUGAUGGACACGUCUUCCAACGCCGUGUUGAACUUAUUGAGGCGUGCCAAACCAUGCUUGAGCAAGAAACGGAAGCGAUUGAGCAAGGUAUCUCUGUCCUCGUCGAAGAAGAGGAAAUUAUUAACCCCAGUUUUACAGACGUGGCGAGUUCAGACGAAGAGAUGGGUGUGAGUGAACCACAGGAUGCCUACGAAAUUAGCGGUCAGAAAGAGAUUCCCGAGGCACACCAAGAACCUCUUUCGACUGACAACCGACAACCGAUAACUGAUAACCAUUCCGCCAUCUAUCUCGCACCCUUUUACUACGCCGAACUCGGUGUUGCAAACCAGUUUUUAAGGCUCCUUGCUUCCGAUCAAGGGCAUAGCACCGCUCCGCUGUCGCCUAACAGUACGCCAUUCCUCACCCAAUUGGAGAGCGAGAUGGGUAUCCGUUUCGCGUCACAACAACGCGAGGCGAUCCAUACCGCCAUGACCACACGCGCUAUGAUCCUUACCGGCGGACCCGGCACCGGUAAAACGACAACGGUUGUCGGCAUGAUUCGUCUGUUUGGAGCAGAAGGCAGACGCAUCACUCUGACAGCACCCACCGGACGAGCGGCAAAACGUCUCAGUGAGACAACCGGCAGCGAAGCCAAAACCAUUCAUCGGCUCCUUGAAUUUUCUCCGCAAAACAAUGGAUUUAAGCGAAAUCGGCAGAACCCUUUAGACACAGAUGUCGUCAUUGUUGACGAAACAUCUAUGGUAGACCUCGUCCUGAUGAACCGUUUGAUGCAGGCAAUCCGUCCGAUGACUACUGUCAUCCUCAUUGGGGAUACCGAUCAGCUUCCCUCCGUCGGCGCAGGCAAUGUCCUCAGAGACCUCAUUGAUUCUCAAAGGAUACCCGUCAUCCAAUUAACCGAGAUAUUCCGCCAAGCGCAGGAGAGCAUGAUCGUCACAAAUGCCCAUCGCAUUAAUAAGGGCGAUUUUCCAGAACUCACGGGCGACACAGAUCGGAACUUUUUUUUCAUGGAGGAGGAAGAUCCCGAAGUAAUUACCGAAUUAAUAUGUUCCGUCAUUGCCGAUCGGUUACCACGGCACUACGAUUACCAUCCGAUGGACGAUAUCCAACUCCUAUGCCCCAUGCGGCGCGGGACACUCGGUACUGAAAACCUCAACAAACGCCUCCAGGAGGUGUUGAACCCGGAACAUACUACGCCGGUAUCCCACCAUCCUUUGGAAAAGUCGAGGUUCGGCGUUCAGACUUACAAACGGAUGUCGGAGCCUGCUGGUCAAUUUCAAACCGCAGGUGGGUUCCGCAUCGGUGAUAAAGUGAUGCAAAUCCGCAACAACUACGACUAUGACGUGUUUAACGGCGAUAUCGGAAGAGUCGUCUCGAUUGAACACAUUAACAAAAAGGUGUACAUCCAGUUCCCUGAUAAACAGGUGGCUUACGAUACAGCAGACCUCGGUGAGCUCGUUUUGGCUUACGCCACAACUAUCCAUAAGGCACAAGGCAGCGAGUAUCCCGCCGUUGUUAUCCCCUUACACACGCAACAUUAUCUCAUGUUACAGCGAAAUCUGCUUUACACCGGCAUCACCCGUGCGAAGGAGCGCGUCGUGAUAGUCGGGACCAAACGCGCACUCGGCAUCUGUAUCCGCAACAAUCAAGUCAUGGAACGCAACAGCUACCUCGCCGAACGCCUUCAGUAG
This is a messenger RNA of Geodia barretti, 2361 nucleotides long. Lineage: Eukaryota; Metazoa; Porifera; Demospongiae; Tetractinellida; Geodiidae. The record is from the annotation of a GenBank genome assembly.